This is a messenger RNA of Penicillium hordei, 1635 nucleotides long. RefSeq lists its product as uncharacterized. Gene Ontology annotation, molecular function: carbohydrate:proton symporter activity. Gene Ontology annotation, biological process: carbohydrate transport; transmembrane transport. The record is from RefSeq and is a predicted model, not a curated record. The transcript is spliced from 6 exons. Bases 1 to 1635 code for a protein of 544 amino acids. NCBI's taxonomy places the organism in Eukaryota, Fungi, Ascomycota, Eurotiomycetes, Eurotiales, Aspergillaceae. Gene Ontology annotation, cellular component: membrane.
AUGUUCGGCAUUCCGAAGUUCUUUGGCUGGAGAGGCCGGUCUCUCAACCUGGCUAUCAGUUCCCUUGGUAGUCUUGACUUCUUGCUUUUUGGUUAUGAUCAAGGUGUCACGGGUGGUCUGCUAGACCUGCCAUCCUUCAUCAAAUACUUCCCCGAUAUCAAUCCUAACGAUCCAUCAAUCGCCGGUGCCGAAUUCCAACCCGUUCGAUCGCAGCGCAGUUUGAAUCAAGGCAUUGCAGUCGCAUCGUACAAUCUGGGAUGUUUCUUCGGCGCCGUCCUCACCAUCUUCAUCGGUAAUCCGCUUGGUCGUCGAAGGACUAUCUUCUGUGGCUGUGUAAUCAUGGCUACUGGCGCCCUCCUGCAAUGCACCGCGUACUCUCUACCCCAUUUCAUUGUUGGUCGUAUUGUCACUGGUGUUGGUAAUGGCAUGAAUACAAGUACCGUACCGACAUGGCAAUCCGAGUCAGCAAAGGCACACGAUCGUGGUAAGAUGGUGAUGAUUGAGGGUAUGCUCAUCACUGGAGGUAUCACUCUUAGCUACUGGAUCAACUACGGCAUGUCAUUCAUCGGGCAUAAAGAGGUCGCCUGGCGCUUCCCUCUCGCUUUCCAGAUCACAUUCGCUAUCAUUAUCUUCUGCUCUAUUCUUAACCUGCCCGAGUCCCCAAGAUGGCUUGUCAUGCAAGGCCGGACAGAUGAAGCUUUGGAGAUUCUCGAGUGUCUAAAUGAGAAAUCUCGGGAUGACCCCUACAUCAAGAAUGAGCUCAUCGCCAUCGAGGAAACCGUCAAGGAAAUGAACAAGGGCUCGUAUAGAAGUCUGUUCAAGAUGAGCGAGUAUCGAGAAUUCCAUCGCGUGGCACUUGCCUAUGUCAAUCAGAUGUUCCAGCAGAUUUCCGGGAUUAAUCUGAUCACUUACUACGCCCCUUCACUGUACGCCGAGAUUGGUCUUGGAAGCGGCAACCUUCCAAAGUUGCUAGCUGCUUGCAACGGCACGGAGUACUUGAUGGCUGCAUUUAUCCCUAUUUUCAUUAUCGAGAAAGUUGGACGUCGUCCACUGAUGCUGUUCGGCGCCGCCGGCAUGUCGAUUUCAAUGGCCGUCCUAGCUGGCACCAACUACCGCUUGACCGUACUCAAUGAUAGUCGCGCCGGUAUCGGACAAGCAGUGUUCCUAUUCGUCUUCAACACCUUCUUCGCUAUCGGCUGGCUCGGAAUGACCUGGUUGUACCCGGCCGAGAUCGUACCUCUACGAAUCCGCGCCCCAACCAACGCACUAGCCACCAGCGCCAAUUGGAUCUUCAACUUCAUGGUCGUCAUGAUAACCCCCGUUGCAUUCGAAAAUAUUGGAUACAAGACCUAUGUCAUUUUCGCUGUCAUAAACGCAUUCAUGUUCCCAUGUGUAUACUUCUUCUUCCCUGAGACUCGAUACCGUUCCCUGGAAGAGAUGGAUGCCAUCUUCAAGAAGUCUACUAAUGUCUUCAACGCCGUUACUAUCUCCGUUAAGGAACCUUAUCGCUACGAUAAGCACGGCGAGCUCAAACCUGAGUAUCUUGAGGAGGCCAUCCGUCAUGCGAGCGUUGAUGUGCAUAUCGCCGGCGAGAAGCUUGAUAGCGAUGAGAGUGGUCAUGAGAUCAAGUCUUGA